GUCUUACCUGAUACAGCUCGACACGAUCUCACAACAUUCAGCCAUCAGCAUCACAAGACAGAGCACAUAGAGCAACGAUGAAAGCAUUCCAGAUCGCCGAACACGCUCAUCCGACCAAGAUCAAGGUAUCGAACGAUGUCAAGCCGCCUGUACCUAGCGGAAAAGAAGUCUUGGUGGAUGUAUAUACGGCUGGGUUGAAUUUCUUUGAUAUCCUGCAAGCUCAAGGGAAAUACCAAAACCAGCCGCCCUUACCGUUCGUACUGGGAACUGAAUUCGCAGGUCGGAUCGCCAAAAAUUCUCCGAUUCCUAAAGGAUGCCCUUAUAAACCCGGUGACAAAGUCUUCGGAGCAGGCCAAGGAGCCUACGGAGAACAAGUCACCGCCAACCCCGCCCUCUGCCUGCCUAUACCCGAUGGGAUGACAUACGAACAAGCAGCUGGGCUGUUCAUCACCUAUCCGACGUCUUAUGAGGGGUUGGUAGGCAGGGGAGAGGUGAAAAAGGGGGAUUGGGUGUUGGUGCAUGCGGGUGCUGGGGGGGUUGGGUUGGCUGCUGUGCAGAUUGCCAAAGCACUCGGCUGCAAGGUGAUCGCCACGGCAUCUAAAGAAUCUAAACGACAAGUCUGCAUCGAACGAGGUGGGGCGGACCAUGCGAUCGAUUAUUCGGCGAAGGAUUGGCAGAAGAAGGUCUUGGAGAUCACUGGAGGGAAGGGGGUUGAUGUGGUUUAUGACCCCGUCGGCCUGAUCGUACCCAGCUUGAAAUGCGUCAAGUGGAAAGCCAGGGUCGUCGUCGUCGGCUUCGCAGCGGGGACGAUCGAGAAGAUCCCAGCGAAUUUGAUCUUGUUGAAGAACAUCUCUAUCGUCGGCGUACACUGGGGAGCUUAUACCAAGAACGAACCCAGCCAACAGCUCCAAGUCUGGGGAGAACUCAUGAGACUGUUCAGCGAGCGGAAACUCGUACCGGCCGUCUUUGACAAGGUGUACGAUGGGCUCGAAGAGGUCGCUCAGGGUUUGGACGAUCUGGAGAAGAGGAGGACUUGGGGCAAGGCGGUCGUCAGGGUCAGAGGUGCGAAGGGGGAUGGGGAGGCCAAGUUGUAGAGCUAGGCAACGAUAGGUUCUUAGACGCUCUCAAGCGGGUCAUGUUGUUAAAGGUUGUAUCGUAUGUGAAAUUCAGUCCAGAC
This is a messenger RNA of Filobasidium floriforme, 1177 nucleotides long. Its product is annotated as NAD(P)-binding protein. The transcript is spliced from 8 exons. The record is from RefSeq and is a predicted model, not a curated record. The coding region runs from base 78 to 1094 and encodes 338 amino acids. Gene Ontology annotation, cellular component: mitochondrion. Gene Ontology annotation, molecular function: zinc ion binding; oxidoreductase activity. Lineage: Eukaryota; Fungi; Basidiomycota; Tremellomycetes; Filobasidiales; Filobasidiaceae.